GGACAGCCUUCUAAUCGGCGCAUCCAUGGCUCUGCUCGUCGUGCUUUCCCUCGUCGCCUUUUUCUGCUCCAACCGACGGCGAGCGGCGCAGAGCUCGUCGCGGCAGGGCGUGGUCGACAUCGAGCUCGGGGACGGCAGGUGCGCCGCCAUCGCCGCGGGGCUCGACGAUGCCGUCCUGGCCGCGUGCCCGACGACGGUGUACUCCACGUCGAUCCAGCAUCAUCUGGCGGCGGCUACCGGUGAGCGGACGGCAAAGGAGGAGGAGCGCGGGUGCGCGGUGUGCCUGGCGGAGUACGCAGACGGCGACGAGCUGCGGGUGCUCCCCGGCUGCGCGCACGCGUUCCAUCGGCGGUGCGUCGACCAGUGGCUUCGGCAGCGGUCCAGCUGCCCGCUGUGCCGCACGUCGCCUCAGAGCACCACCAGUGCAUGCUAACCGUCACAGCGUCAGCAUGCCGAUCGAGGUAGCCUGUCGCUAGUCGGGACCGUUCGUUCCGGCCGUAUAGCAGCAAGAUGUGUCGUACUCAAUGCCUCGCAUGGGUGCCGGAAGAUGUAUAGAUGUUCUGUACGGAGCCGCCAUGUAGCUAGGGCGGAGUACCUAGCCAAGCUAGGUUGGUCGUCAUGGCCAUGUGACCAUGACUCUCUCUCUCUCUCUAUGAAGACACAGCUAAAUUUAGA
This is a messenger RNA of Triticum aestivum (bread wheat), 675 nucleotides long. RefSeq names its product E3 ubiquitin-protein ligase EL5-like. The record is from RefSeq and is a predicted model, not a curated record. Bases 26 to 433 code for a protein of 135 amino acids. NCBI's taxonomy places the organism in Eukaryota, Viridiplantae, Streptophyta, Magnoliopsida, Poales, Poaceae. The transcript has a single exon.